This is a messenger RNA of Ceratitis capitata (Mediterranean fruit fly), 3488 nucleotides long. RefSeq lists its product as hypothetical. The record is from RefSeq and is a predicted model, not a curated record. NCBI's taxonomy places the organism in Eukaryota, Metazoa, Arthropoda, Insecta, Diptera, Tephritidae. Bases 817 to 1761 code for a protein of 314 amino acids. The transcript is spliced from 10 exons.
CGUAAACUUUUGAAAUUUGUAGCUCCGGUCAGUGGUUUAGUAGCUUUUAGCAAUGAUAUUAUAUUGUGUGGUAUGUGUGUGAUCGGUUUAGAAAGGUGCGUGACGAAUUCACAUAGUAUUGUAUUUAUUGUGGAGUUAAAUUCAUGUUAGCAUAUACAUAAGUGUUAUACUAUAAUAUAUAAUUUUAUGAAAAAAAAACUGUGUGGAAGGAUUUUAAAGUAACAUUAAAUAUAUUUCAGAGUGGUGUGUGAAAUAAUAUUUAUAGUGGCCUAGCGAAAGCAUUAAAAAGUGUCUUAUCCCGUGCUUUAAAAUAUUGAUUAAGAAUAAUCGUAUGAGUUAAUGAAAUACAGAGUAAAUAAAAAAAGUUUGUAAGAAUGAUGAAAGAAGUAGGUAACUAAUAAAUAAACUAUUUUAGUGGGGAACCUCAGAAAAUGGCAAAAAUUCACGGCUUUUCAACUCAGGAAAAUUCAUCUAAUGUGAAAUCAAGAAAACAAGCUGUUUCGUCGGGUGCGGACCAGAUCGAAAGGCGGCUUUUCAACUCAGGAAAAUUCAUCUAAUGUGAAAUCAAGAAAACAAGCUGUUUCGUCGGGUGCGGACCAGAUCGAAAGGGUGCGGGCGGCACAGCCGUGAAUGUUAAGGCUUUGCUUAAUUUUUGUAAAUACUAAUUUAAAUAUGCACGCAAUAUCUAUAUUUCCCUGUUGAAUGCUGCCUUAGUAAUAGAAACUGUUAAAUGGUGGAGUUUGGAUAUAAAUUUGAUAGUUUGUAAAGCUCAUCAAGAUGAUGUAACUAGAUACGUACUAUGCAAAUAUCUAAAAUAUGGCCAGAUCACGAAAUGCCCUCUACGCUGCAGGAGUAACUUGUCUGGGAUUUCUUUGUUUUGCAUUGGCUUCAGCAGCUAUAGGAAUACCUAUUUGGGGCUACUAUGAUAGCCCGACAGGCGGAUACGAUUUUGAUCGAGGGUAUUUCGGCCCUUUUAAGGUAUGCAAACAGUUAACAUAUAACCGAGAAAAAUGUGGAAAUGAUGUUUCCAAAUUUCGACUUUCCACGGCUGUUAAUGUAAGUGGACUUUUAGCCAUUAUAAGUUCAGCUGCUCUCGGAAUUUUCUGUAUCCUAUCUAUUAUUCAAAUUGCGAUGAUAUCCUCUGGAGAAAAAGUUGUGAUGCGUUACACCACCUUGGUAAUAUUUAAAAUGAUCCUGGCAUUGAUUGCAGGUUUUUUGGCGACCAUCGCAACAAUAAUUUUUGCCUUGCAAAUUGAUGAUUCUGAAAAGUAUGGAUUUAAAAUAUCUCGUGGCGUAUCAUUUUAUUUACAGAUUGUAGUUAUUGCAUUAACUAUUGGUCUAUUUCUUGUGGCUCUCUAUGAUGUUCUGUUCUCUCGGCGGACGGGAGGAGAUCCCACAAUGAUAGUGGACGCUUCCUCACCAGCUAGUGCUACAACAUUCAACAAUCCUGGCUACAAAGAAUCACGUUCAAGGAACGGGGUAUCCGUUACUGAUGCAUCUGGGAGGCCUUACAGUGGCAUACGAAACGGAGGUAGUGUAGCAUCUAUGUCCACGACAAUGACUAGCGUUUCGAAUGGUUCGACAGUGGAAUCGGUCACUCGCUCUCCUCUUCGUUCUAGCUUAAAGAAACCCAGACCACCGCGUGAUCCUUCUUUGGGCAUACAAAACCCUGGUUUUUCUGGAUCGGGUAGCUCACCACCCAUGCAGCGUAGUAAUAGUGUCAAAAAAGUUCGUAUUCAAACUCACAGCACAGAAGUGUGAAAUUUGAGCUCAAAAUAUAUAUUAUGUAUGUAUAGCAAAGAAGUUCAUCUGUACUAUGUGUGAGCUAAAAUACAAUAUUUAAGCUUUACAUGCUCAUAAAACGAUAUUACUAAAGCUUUUAAAGAUUACAUAUUUCACUGUAGAUGACAUACAAAUUUGUUUUGACUGAAAACAAAAGUAAUACGCAAAAGUUUAAAUAGUCUUCCAUAAGUGUUAAACUUUACAUUUAUCUCUCUCCUGUGAAGUUAUAUUUUGAAUUAAAAUUAUCAUAUUUAGUUGUUUAGUAAUAAGUAGUUUCAUACCGAUAUAUAUUGUAAAUAAAAACUUUAUGAUUUUAGUUUUCAAUAGUAUACCUUUCAAAACACAUUAAGAUCAUGCUAUGAAGUAUAAAUUGAUAUGAAAAUGUUGAUAAUGAGACAAAUUAUAUUAUAUUAACAAUAUUUUAGUUCAUAUUGAAAAAAAUGUAUACAUAUUAUGUUUGAGAACAGUGUCAGCCAAUUUCAGUCUCCGUUUCUAUCUGUAACCAACUUUUCGAAUUCACAUACUUUCAGAAAGAACUUUUGAAAAAAUGUAUAAUAUUCCAAUUCUCACUUUUAUCAACAUUUUCGCAGCUUCAAUUUCAUAUACACUUCCUGAGUAUAAUCAAUAAAAUUCCUUAUUUUCAUCACAUAUUUGUAGGGGUUUAUGUAUAUAUAAACAUAUCAAAACAUUAGACACUGUUUGGCAGUUGUGAUCAGUUUAUAAUUAACCUUUUCUAAGUUUAUAGUUUCGUUAUUUUUUUGCAAAAAAAUAAGAAUAAAAUAAGAAAUAAAAGUCCUUUAAGAGGAUUCGUAUUGUAAAUCGUUGUUUAAGACCAUAUGUGUAUUGUAGAACAUUUAUUCAUAUCAUCAUACAGUCAUAUACAUACAUAGAUUUAUUUAAAAAAAAUGCAACUGAGGCAAAUACAAAUACACAAAACUGUGCCUUGUUUGUGAAUGAUAAAAGUACAUUUUUUUUAAUAACAUCCAGCAAUUGUGUAGAGUGCCUAUACGAACAAAAUUGGCACAAAAUAUAAAUAUUGAGGCUGUGCUUUAAAACAUUCACGAGUUCUACUAAAGAGUCUUGAAAAUACGCGAGCUCCUUGCUUAUUUUUAUUUUGUAAAAAAAUGUAUUUAGUUUUUAUCUGAACUACAAAUUACAGCCACCUUACUCUAUGCAGUAUAAAAUAUUGGAAUUGAUUCCGUCCAGAUGUAUUGUUAAUGCAGAGCAAUAUAUACAUUUCUUUUUUAUGUAUCUUUAGAAGUUUACGUACAAAAAGUGUGCGGCAGCAUUUUUUGCCUUUAAUAGUAUGGUAGUAGAAGAUUUGUUUAAUAUACAUAUGUUACUUUUUUAAUUCUAAAUCUCUGUAUGUUAAAGCAUUGUAAUAUUAAAAGAGGUAUGGUUCAUUUAUUGCUGUUAAAAAUUUAGAAUAUAAUUUAUAAUGGUUUAAUACUUUAAGCCUGCAAUAUUUACAAAAUCAAAGACAUCGUAUUGAAUUAAAAAUAAUCAAAGGACAAAAAGUAACUGUAACAGAUACAUAUUUGUUUUAAGAAAAAAUCUUGUUAUUUAUAAAGAUAUGAGCAUAUGUAUGUAUUGUAUGUAGGUAUUUAUGAAAAUUACAUAUUGUCAUGAUGAAAUGUAAUAUAUAAGCAGAUUAUUUUUUAGAUUAUUAAAAGAAUGAUAAAUAAACGAACUUAUUGAUCAUACAG